This is a messenger RNA of Bipolaris zeicola 26-R-13, 7752 nucleotides long. RefSeq lists its product as uncharacterized. The record is from RefSeq and is a predicted model, not a curated record. Gene Ontology annotation, molecular function: 3-oxoacyl-[acyl-carrier-protein] synthase activity; phosphopantetheine binding. Gene Ontology annotation, biological process: fatty acid biosynthetic process. NCBI's taxonomy places the organism in Eukaryota, Fungi, Ascomycota, Dothideomycetes, Pleosporales, Pleosporaceae. The coding region runs from base 1 to 7752 and encodes 2583 amino acids. The transcript has 3 exons.
AUGUCAUCCGAGAAGCUCGGCACAAGUAACCCGGUGGUUGCUCUUUUUGGACCUCUUUCACCGUCCCUGUCGCAAUCAAACCUCACCACACUUCGAGGCACUAUUCUCUCUUCUUCACGAUAUGCGUGGGUCGACCAAGUACUCGCCUCACUGCCUUCGGAUUACCAAUCCUUAGUGAACAAUUGUCCCGAAUUACACAACAAAGCUAGCGAAGCACAAAUCGUUGACUUAGCAGUGUGGUUAAAGACCGGACAAUUGGCUCUAGGAGGAGAGCAGCUGCCCAACUCGAUUCUCGCACCCCUUGUUGUGAUUGCACAACUGGUGCAGUACGGGGCUUUUCUUGAUAGCCAGGAUGCCAUCCAAGAGCAGCCUAUCGUUGAGGAGACGGUAGGAUUUUGCAUUGGAUUGCUGUCUGCUUUCGCUGUCUCCCUCUCCCCUCAAUGUACGACCACAGAGUUUGCGCAAAACGCUGGAGUUGCCGUACGUUUGGCGAUGCUUGCUGGCUGUGUUGUCGACCAACAGCAGCUGCAAGAUCCCAGGGGUCCUUCGAACACAUUUUCCGUCGCAUGGAAGCGUGUCGAUUCCAGAGACAACCGCAAGGAGUUGGAAGAUAUUCUUGCGAAGUUUCCAGAUGCCUAUAUCGCCGUAGCAUAUGACACAACACGUGUGUCGCUCACCUCGAACGCUUCGAUCUUCGAGCCACUCCAACGCGCCUUGCAAGAUGCCGGUUUUGCCGUUACAGAACUUGGACUUUCAGGUCGUUUCCACAGCACACCCGACCACAACGUUGUAUUCGACUCUAUCGUUGAGUUUUGCGACAAGAAUCCCAAGUUUUCGUUUCCAAGUAGCACAUCCGCGCUAAACAUCCCAACAAGGAUUGACAGCAACGAUGCCCCGCUCAAGGACCAGACAAGCAUUCACAAGACUGCGCUUCAGUCUAUUCUAUUACACCGGUGCGAAUGGUACAAGAUUGUUUCCGAACUAAAAUCGUCGUACCUCUCCAGCUCCACCUCCUUCGUCGCUUUCGGUGAACGUUGUAUGCCAGCAAGUCUACUUAGCGGGCUCUCUGGACGCGUCACAUAUUUCGAUGACCCAACUACGCCGGCACUAAGAGUGAACCCGAAUGACGUUGCUGUUAUUGGUGUUGCCAUCAACGUCGCCGGUGCCUCCUCUGCCACUGAAUUCUGGGAUCUCCUCGCAUCUGGAAAAUCACAGCACCAACUCGUAAUGGACGAUAAGUUCACCUUCGAGACGACUUUCCGCGAGAACGACCCCAAGAGGAAGUGGUAUGGUAACUUCAUUGAUGGAGUAGAAGACUUUGACCACAAGUUCUUCAAGAAGACACCAAGAGAAAGUACUGGCAUGGACCCUCAGCAGAGGUUGUUGCUACAGUGUGCUUAUCAAGCCGUCGAGAUGUCAGGGUACUUCAAUGACACCAAGCAGCAGGCUAAUGCCGAUGCGAAUGGUCCUGACCCAAAGAACAUUGGCUGUUACAUCGGCAUGUGCGGCAACGACUACGUGGCGAACACUUCGCACCACGCACCCAAUGCCUUCACAGCAACCGGAACCCUUCGUUCGUUUGUUGCUGGAAAGCUUUCGCAUUACUUCGGAUGGCUCGGACCCUCGCUUACUCUUGACACUGCUUGUUCUGCGUCUGCAGUCGCCAUUCACACAGCAUGCCGUGCCAUCUUGUCUGGAGAGGUCACUGCUGCACUAGCUGGUGGCACAAACACUAUCAGUGAGCCAGGCGUUUACCAGAAUCUUGCUGGUGCAUCUUUCCUCAGCCCAACUGGUCCCUGCAAACCAUUCGACGCAAACGCCGAUGGUUACUGCCGUGGUGAAGCUGUGUCUGCUGUCUUCCUCAAGUCUCUUUCUCAAGCUCAGAAAGACGGGGACGCGAUCAUUGGUGUUAUCUCUGGUACUGCCGUGGCACAAAACAGCAACGACACUCCUAUCGUAGUACCCAAUGCUCCUUCUCUGUCUACCCUUUUCAGAUCUGUUCUUGAGACGUCCAAUUUGAAUGCACAGGAUGUGUCGGUCGUGGAAGCACAUGGCACUGGUACCCCAGUUGGUGACCCAGCAGAAUACGCCGCGAUCCGUCGCAUCUUUGGCCAAGAGAAGGACAACGGAAUCAAGAGACCUGUCCCUCUGCAGCUGGGCUCAGUGAAGGGUCUGGUCGGCCACACUGAGGGUAGCUCUGGAGCAGUCAGUCUUGUCAAAGUGCUUUGCAUGUUGCACGAGGCCACCAUCCCCCCUCAGGCUAGUCAUACAGUCAUGAACCCAUCAAUCGGAGCAACCAAGAGCGAUGGCAUUCAAAUCACAUUGCAGCCAAAGCCUUGGAAUGCCGACUUCAAGGCUGCUCUCAUCAACAACUAUGGUGCAAGUGGAAGCAAUGCUUCAAUGGUUGUGACCCAGGCACCUAAGUUUAGGUUGAAGACCACCACCACUGGUCAAACUGCUCAGAACGAUGCAGACCUCCGAUAUCCGUUCUGGUUCUCCGGUCUCGACGACAGGAGUAUUCGCGCCUACACAGCCAAGCUCCAAGAUUAUCUUAAGCGGAGACCUAAUACGUCCAUUGCAGAUCUCGCAUUCAAUAUCUCUCGACAAUCCAACCGCACUCUUCCUCGAGCUCGAAUCUUGAGUGCGCGAUCAGUUCCAGAUCUUGUUGGCAAGCUCACUGAGCUAGAAAACGCAGCUACUUCUUCCAUCGACGUUCUGCCAUCUCGGCCCGUCAUUCUGUGCUUUGGCGGCCAGCUGUCCACCACUAUCAACCUCGAUCGUGCAGUUUAUGAAAGCAAUGUUCUUCUGCGCCAGCACAUGGACCGCUGCAAUGCCAUCGCUAUCUCGCUUGGUAUUGAGAGCCUCUACCCCGCUGUCUUCCAAGCCACGCCCAUCGAGGACAUCGUUCUUCUCCAGACUGCCUUGUUCGCUUUACAGUACAGCACUGCUCAGUGCUGGAUUGAAUGUGGUGUAAAGCCUGUCGCUGUGAUCGGACACAGCUUUGGUGAGCUCACCGCUCUGUGCGCAUCCGGUGUUCUCAGCCUCAAGGACGCACUGAAGCUGAUCAUUGGCCGGGCUACCCUUAUCAGAGACAGCUGGGGCCCUGAGAAGGGUUCCAUGGUUGUUGUCGAGGGAACCGAGGAGGAGGUGUUGAAGGUAUUGGAAGAUGUCGACCCGAGCCUCGACGCAUCAAUUGCUUGUUACAACGCCCCAAGAUCACACACCAUUGCCGGAUCUGUAAGUAGCAUCGAUGCCGUCAUUGCAGCAAUCUCAGAGAAGCACGCGAAGCUGCGAUUCAAGAAAUUGAGUGUUUCCAAUGCGUUCCACUCGGCUUUGGUUGCACCACUUCGAUCCCAGCUCCAGCAAAUCGGCGCCGAACUGACCUUCAACCCUGCCACCAUUCCCGUUGAAAGGUCCAUCGAUACUUCAAAGACAUCUCCAGAGUUCGAUGCAGACUUUGUCGCUGAUCACCUGCGAAACCCUGUGUACUUCUCACAUGCUACGCAUCGCCUCGCAAAGAAGUACCCAUCCGCCAUUUGGCUCGAAGCUGGCUCAAACGCUACAAUUACGUCCAUGGCAAGCAAGGCGCUUGAUAUGCCCCCAGCUCAUCACUUCCAGGCAGUGAAUCUAUCCGGUACGCAGGGAGUUCAACGAUUGACAGAUGCCACCCUUGCACUCUGGAAAGCUGGCCUCCCUGUUACUUACUGGGGUCACUCAAGAGCACAGACAGAACACUAUGCCGCCCUUCUCUUGCCACCAUACCAAUUCGAAAAGAAGAAACACUGGCUCGAGCUCAAGGCACCGCCGAAGCUUGCCGUUGCUGUAGUGGAAGAAAAGGAAGAGCUGCCGACAAAGUUGUACAGCUUCGUUGGUUACCAAGACACCAAGCAGUGUUUGGCUAAAUUCCGCAUCAACACCAUGAUUCCUCAAUACGAGGAAAUCGUUGCAGGUCAUACGAUUGCGGGCGUGGCACCGAUCUGCCCCGCCACCGUGCAGAUAGACAUUGUCAUCGAAGCAGUCAAGAGUCUCUCGAAGCAUCUCUCAGUUGAUGGCAUCCAGCCGCAAAUCCGCAGCAUGACCAACCUCGUGCCUGUGUGUGUUGACAAAUCGCGCUCCGUAUGGCUCGAUGUUGAAGCUUUGGACGCUAGCCGCACGGCCUGGAGCUGGAAGUGGACUUCUACUGGCCCGUCCGGUGGCAUGCCUACGACUCACGUUUCUGGUGAGGUCCAGUUCCGCAGCGGAAGCGACAUUCAUUACCAGUCCGAGUUCUGCCGGUAUGAGCGUCUUGUCAGUCAUCGCCGAUGCAUGCAAAUCCUGCACUCUGAGAACCCUGACGAAGUUCUUCAAGGCCAGAGAACCAUCUACCGCGUCUUCUCCCCCAUUGUCAACUACUCGCCCUUGUACUUUGGCCUGCAGAAGCUCGUUGGAUUGGGCAAUGAAUCCGCUGGUCGCGUUGUCAAGAAGCAUUCAGGUGAAAGCUGGCUCGAUUCUUUCCUCUCCGAUGCUUUCUGUCAAGUAGCCGGCAUCUGGGUUAACUGCAUGGCUGAAGAGAACGACAGGGACAUGUGGAUCGCUAAUGGCAUCGAGCAGUGGGUUCGCGCACCUACAAUGACGGAGGCACAAACCCGAUCAAUUGAAAAGUGGCACGUCUUCGGACAGCACUCGCGCUCUGCAGACGGGCUUUCCAUCCUAUCCGAUGUCUUCAUCUUUGAUGCUGCAACAGGAAGCCUGACUGAGGCCAUUUUGGGUAUUCAGUACGCCAAGGUCUCGCGAGUAUCAAUGGGCCGACUACUCUCUCGGUUGACACGCGAAGAAGCCGGAGCGGUGCAGUCACCAGCCCUCAAGAGCGUUGCUCCAGUCCUUAUGACAUCAGCCGACAUUCCUACUCCUCCCACGCCCACAGUCGCAAAGAUUGAGAUUCCUCAGCCCCCUGCCCAAGCCGCAAAGAGCGCCCCCAAUGAUAUUGUCCAGAGACUCAAGGCAAUCUUGGCCGAUAUCUCUGGCCUCGAAGUCGAUGAGAUCAAGAGCAAUGUUGAUCUUGCCGAUAUUGGUGUUGAUUCGCUUAUGGGCAUGGAGAUGGCAAGGGAAAUUGAGGGCGAAUUCAAGUGCACCCUGCCACAGGACGAACUUGUCCACGUCACCAACUUCCCGGAACUGCUUCACUGCCUCGAGUCUUCGCUUGGCAUAUUAUCCAGCAGUGGUGAUUCAUCUUCGUCUUCAUCUUCCUCGGUGGACGAACAAGAAGGCACUGAAGGGUCUAUUACGCCCUUGUCGGUCAUUGAAGAUGGCACUGGUUUCCCAUUUGACUUUGAGAUGCCUCAGUCCGCAGCUAUCAAGGCCUUCAGCGAGGCGAAGAUGGAGACUGACCAGCUCAUGGAGAAGUUUGGUGCUCCUGGGUAUCUCCAAACCAUCGCACCUCAGCAGGACCAGCUUUGCGUAGCCCUGGUCGUUGAGGCAUUCUCCAACCUAGACUGCGAUCUCAGCGCGGCCAAGGCUGGCGAGGAGCUGCCAUUCAUCCCGCACGCCAGUGACCAGAAGAAGUUCGCGCAAUACCUCUACACGGUUCUCGAAACCGCUCGCCUUGUGGACCUUGACAAUGACAAGAUUACUCGCACUAACGUGCCAGUUCCCACAAGAGCAAGCAGUGACCUUCUUCGCGAGCUACUCGACAAGUACCCUGAGCAUGCAUGCUGCAAUGAGCUCGCAUACUGGACAGGCUCGCAUCUCGCAGGCAUUCUCACGGGCAAAGAAGAUGGCAUCAAACUCAUCUUCGGUACCGAGCGCGGUCGUGAGCUAGUCGGAGCUGUCUAUGCUGACUUCCCUCUGAACAAGCUCUACUAUGCUCAGAUGGGCGACUUCCUUCGUCGUCUUGCAACAUCGCCUUCUCGCCGCCCUGAACACGGUCCUCUCAAGAUCCUUGAGAUGGGAGCCGGUACUGGUGCCACGACCAACAGCUUGGUACCCCUCCUUGCCACCCUGGGCGUCAAUAUUGAGUACACUUUUACCGACCUGGCGCCUAGCUUCGUCGCUGCGGCGAGGAAGAAGUACAAGCAGUACCCUUUCAUGAAGUUCAGGGUUCACGACAUUGAGAAGGAGCCUGCGGCCGAUCUGUUGCAAAGUCAGCACGUCGUCAUCGCCAGUAACGCAGUCCACGCCACCCGCAGUCUUCCAGUAUCUACAGGCAACAUCCGCAAGAUGCUCCGACCAGACGGUGUGUUGAUGCUGCUGGAGAUGACGGAGCCCAUGUACUGGUGUGACAUUGUCUUUGGUGUAUUUGAGGGCUGGUGGCUCUUCGAGGAUGGCAGGCAGCAUGCUGUCGCCCCUCCACAGACAUGGGAGAAGGUCCUCCACAGUGUCGGUUACGGACACGUUGACUGGAGCGAUGGCAAUGUUGAAGAGGUCAGGUGCGAGCGAGUCAUCAUCGCCACGGCAGGUGGCAAGCAACUCGAGCGUUUGAAUGUCCCGUCGAAGCCUAUCCAGCAAGAGGAUUUUCGCCACGAUGAACGGAGAGCGGCAACCGACAAACUCAUCGAGUCGAUGACCACGGGAUUCGCACUGCCUGCACAGGUAGAGCCAAGUACUGUCGAUACUAGGCCGACUGGGCAGUGUGUUCUCAUCACCGGCGCCACUGGUAGCCUUGGAUCGCACAUGCUCGCCCACUAUGCCAACCUUCCAACCGUAUCCUCAGUAAUAGCCUUCAAUCGACGCAACAAAUCCUCGGGCUUGGAUCCCCUCGGGCGCCAGCUCGCUGCUCUCAAAUCACGGGAUCUCACUCUUUCUCCUUCAGCAUCGGACAAGAUUUCUGUUUACGAGGUAGACAUGACGAAGCCGUUCUUCAGCUUGCCACAAUCCACCUACGACCAACUUGUCAAGUCCGUCACGCAUAUUGUCCACAAUGCUUGGCCCAUGAACGCCAAACAACCCUUCUCUGCUUUUCUCCCGCAAUUCCGCGUUCUUCGCAGCCUAAUCGACUUUGCUGCACUGAUUUCUGCCAAUUCAUGUUCUGAUUCCAAAGUUGUCUUUCAAUUCAUAUCUUCGAUUGCGACUGUGGGGCAUUACCCCAUACACGAGGGGACACCGCACAUCCCCGAGCAGCGCGUCACCAUCGAGCACGUUCUGCCCAACGGUUACGGAGAUGCGAAAUUCGUAUGCGAGCGCAUGCUCGAUGAAACACUGCACAAGCAUAGUUCCCGCUUCAGUGUCAUGGCAGUGCGACUCGGCCAGGUCGCCGGGUGCUCCGCCUCGGGCUACUGGAACGAGAACGAACACCUACCUUUCCUCAUCAAGAGUUCGCAGACACUGAGGGCACUGCCAAAGUUCGAGGGCCCAGUGAGCUGGACACCCGUCGACGCGGUAGCGGCAGUGUGUGCGGACCUUGCUCUCGGCGAAUCUACCGCCGGGGGCGUUUAUCACAUCGAUAAUCCCGUUCGUCAGCCUUGGAGCAAGAUGCUACCCCUCCUUGCUUCGGAGCUCGGCAUUCCAGAGAAGAACAUCAUCUCGUUCAAGGAGUGGAUCAAGCGUGUUCGUGCGUUCCCCCACGAGGCUACUCCGGGCCAAGCGGACCUAAAUCCAGCGAAGCGCCUGGUGGAUUUCCUAGAAGCGGACUUUACUAGAAUGAGUUGUGGAGGUGUAUUACUAGGUACUGAGAGGAGUCUGAAGGACUCGGCGGCCAUGAGGGGUGUUGGCAGUGUUGACGACGAAAUUGUACGACGAUAUAUUGGCAGUUGGAAAGUACGGGGGUUCCUUGCGUAG